AUGGCCGCCCCGGAAGCUCAUCAUCUUUUUCACAACCCAAUUGCCGAUCACUCGUUCUCAUCUGACAAGUCGACCCUCGCCGUUGCGCGGGAUAGCAAUGUAGAGCUCUACCAAAAGUCAGGCAACAAGUUCUCGUUGACCGAUGAGCUGAAGGGUCAUGAGAAGACAGUGACUGGAGUAGACAUUGCUCCCAACAGUGGCCGUAUUGUUACUUGUUCGCAGGACCGCAACGCCUACGUCUGGGAACGGACUGCCUCAGGGUGGAAACCGACGCUUGUCCUUCUUCGGAUUAAUAGAGCGGCCACUUUCGUGCGGUGGUCACCAUCUGAGCAGAAGUUCGCUGUUGGCUCCGGUGCCCGCGUCAUUGCGGUAUGCUACUUUGAGGAAGAGAAUGACUGGUGGAUCUCGAAGCACCUGAAGAAGCCCAUCCGGAGCACUAUUACCACUCUCGCGUGGCAUCCGAACUCCGUCCUCCUGGCUGCAGGCUCGACCGAUUCUCACGCCCGAGUCCUUUCUAGCUUCAUCAAGGGCGUCGAUACACGCCCGGAGCCGAGCGCCUGGGGCGAACGCCUGCCAUUUAACACAAUCUGCGGUGAAUUCCUGAAUGAUUCGGCAGGUUGGAUCCAGGGAUUAUCCUUUUCUCCCAGUGGGGAUGCGCUUGCCUUCACUGGUCAUGACAGCAGCGUCACUGUCGUAUACCCGAGUGCGCCGGACCAACCUCCUCGGGCGAUGUUGACCAUCGCCACUCGCCUUCUACCAUUUAACAGUCUCAUUUGGAAUGGGGAAAAUGAGAUCAUCGCUGCUGGCCAUGAUUGCGAACCGUACCGUCUUCGUGGUGAUGAGAGUGGAUGGCAGCUUACCGGGACCAUCGAGAACAAGGAAGGGCCAGGUGCUGGGAGCGCUCGCGAAGAGUCUGCGCUUCACAUGUUCCGCCAAAUGGAUCUCAAAGGACAAACCCAAGCCGAUACCCAGCUCAAGACCACCCACCAAAAUACCAUUAGCACGGUUAGGGUCUAUGAAUCGGCCGAUGGUGCUGUGCGCCAGUUUAGCAAAUCUAUCUAUCUUAGGGCUCCUAGGUCCAUCACUCAUACCGUCAAAGACCAUGAAGAGCAUUUCAGCGCGAUGAUAGCUUCUUACGCGACUUGCUUUCUGUUUCCCUCCAUUUUUACCUACUUCUCCUUUAUCUUGCCGGUUCAUGCGUUCGUUCGCCUUGAAGCGGACCCGAUAUCUCCUAGUCAUGCCCUACGGCCUGUCCCCCCGAGCCUAUAUAACACACUGGAAGAGCUUGCGCGCGUGGUCGAUGUCUCGUACUGUGUUGGAAGCACGGGGCUUCAGAAGCCCUUCGAAUGCCUGAGUCACUGCGGUGAUCUCAAGGGGUUUGAACUAUUAACUACAUGGAAUACCGGCCCAUUCCUUUCGGAUUCCUGUGGCUACAUUGCGCUCUCCCACUUGCCGUCCCCUAAGCGCAUCAUUGUUGCUUUCCGUGGCACCUACUCCAUCGCGAACACCAUUGUUGAUCUAUCAGCCUACCCGCAAACCUAUGUGCCAUACAAAACAGGACCCGAGGAUGGUGGCGAGGGGCCGAGAUGCUACAACUGUACUGUCCAUGCGGGGUUCAUGACAUCCUGGCUGAACACGCGCUCGAUGAUCCUCGACCAUGUCGCGGCCGCAAGAGAGCAAUACCCUGACCACGAGUUGGUCCUAGUUGGUCACUCGCUUGGUGGGGCGGUCGCUGCGCUUGCUGGGAUUGAGAUGCAGCUACGAGGCUGGGAACCUACGGUGACCACGUUUGGAGAACCAAAGGUUGGAAACAAGGGCUUCGCUGAGUUUCUCGCCAAGAUGUUUCGGCUGGAGGGUACAGCGGAGGACUUCUCAGCUCGAGAAUGGCGGUUUCGCAGGGUCACGCAUGUUCGUGAUCCUGUACCCCUCCUACCUCUGGAGGAGUGGGGAUAUGCAAUGCAUGCGGGGGAAAUAUUCAUCUCCAAAGAAGACCUUCCACCGUCCGUAGAUGAUGUCCAUUUCUGCGAGGGCCCUCAUGAUGCACGAUGCAUAUCCGGGGCGGAAGGAGAAAGGGCCGUGGCGAUCGCCCUCUUUGAAACGGCCUCUUUGGCCACGGACACGAAAGCACACGUCAAUUGGGAUCGCGCUUAUCCUAGUGAGCAGCAGGCCCUGUCGAGCGAACAUCAACCGUCCCUGCACCUACAGGAUGCGGACGCCCAGCACCGGGGCUUGUUCGAUCUACCCUGGCAUCUCAUCCCGUCGAAGUACCGACUGUGGGAACUCUUCUUUUCCCAUCGAGACUACUUCUGGCGCGUGGGUCUCUGCGUUCCUGGUGGCGACCCAACGGGUAAGGGGUGGUAGAUCUAGCCGAUCCGGAUGGCAGAUGCUCUUCGCGUCUCAGAGGAAUAACCAGAGUCAAAUAUGGCUGCGUAGCAAGCUGUUCGCAAUCAGUGCGGCUGUAGAAGACGGAAAUUAUUGAUGGCUUGAGAUCUUCUAAUGUGGCUCCAAAAUGGGUAUCCAGCAAUAAUGCGGCAUCAGCCUAGUGAAACGAUGAUCAACGAAAUAUACCAUUUUAUCUCUUUGCCCU
This is a messenger RNA of Aspergillus ibericus CBS 121593, 2587 nucleotides long. Its product is annotated as putative actin-related protein 2/3 complex subunit 1A. Gene Ontology annotation, biological process: Arp2/3 complex-mediated actin nucleation; lipid metabolic process. Gene Ontology annotation, molecular function: actin filament binding. The transcript has 6 exons. Gene Ontology annotation, cellular component: Arp2/3 protein complex; actin cytoskeleton. The record is from RefSeq and is a predicted model, not a curated record. NCBI's taxonomy places the organism in Eukaryota, Fungi, Ascomycota, Eurotiomycetes, Eurotiales, Aspergillaceae. Bases 1 to 2361 code for a protein of 786 amino acids.